Molecule: messenger RNA, 1945 nt
Organism: Alexandromys fortis (reed vole)
Lineage: Eukaryota; Metazoa; Chordata; Mammalia; Rodentia; Cricetidae
Gene: Rab40b
Product: RAB40B, member RAS oncogene family
Exons: 7
Coding region: 99-1022 (307 amino acids)
Biological process (GO): protein localization to plasma membrane; intracellular signal transduction
Cellular component (GO): synaptic vesicle; plasma membrane; endosome
Molecular function (GO): GTPase activity; GTP binding
Source: RefSeq, a predicted model, not a curated record
CCUGGCCGGUGGAGCAAACGCGUUCCCCGCGGAGCUCGGGGACCCGCAGCCGCCUGCGCGCAGCUUGGGGCCGGUAUGGGAGGGGUGGCCAGGCCGGCAUGAUGAGCGCCCUGGGCAGCCCUGUGCGGGCCUACGAUUUUCUACUUAAGUUCCUGCUGGUGGGCGACAGCGACGUGGGCAAGGGCGAGAUCCUGGCCAGCUUGCAGGACGGAGCAGCCGAGUCUCCUUAUGGCCACCCGGCGGGAAUUGAUCACAAGACGACCACCAUCCUGCUGGAUGGCCGAAGAGUGAAACUGCAGCUUUGUUUCUUGGCAUGCUGGCCUGGCCUGAGAACCGCACUCCUGGUGUGUGUCAUCAUCUGCGGAGGAUCUGCUUAUGAAGCAACUGGGGACACCUCAGGGCAGGGGAGAUUUUGUACCAUAUUCCGCUCGUACUCCAGAGGCGCACAGGGUGUGAUCCUGGUCUAUGACAUUGCCAACCGGUGGUCCUUUGAUGGCAUCAACCGAUGGAUUAAGGAGAUUGAUGAGCAUGCCCCUGGAGUUCCUAAAAUCUUGGUGGGAAACCGGCUGCACCUGGCAUUCAAGCGGCAGGUGCCCACAGAACAGGCCCAGGCCUACGCCGAGCGCCUGGGUGUGACCUUCUUUGAGGUUAGCCCUCUGUGCAACUUCAACAUUACAGAAUCCUUCACUGAGCUGGCCAGGAUCGUGCUGCUGCGGCAUGGGAUGGACCGUCUCUGGAGGCCAAGCAAGGUACUGAGUUUGCAAGACCUCUGCUGCCGUGCUGUGGUGUCCUGCACACCUGUGCACCUGGUAGACAAGCUCCCGCUCCCUGUUGCCUUAAGAAGCCACCUUAAGUCGUUCUCUAUGGCCAAUGGCCUGAACGCCAGGAUGAUGCAUGGCCGUUCCUACUCCCUAACUGCCAGCUCCAGCCACAAGAGGAGCAGCUUCUGCAAAGCCAGGGCCAGCCGCGCACCCCAGAGCCCACCCAGAAACUGUACCAGGAAUGGCUGCAAAAUCUCUUAGAGCCUGGAAUUGGGGGCACUGGCCUGUCAUCCAGCAACUCAAGAGUCUGAGGCAGGAGGAUCACAAGCUCAAGGCUCACCUGGGCUCAAGGCCAGCCUGGGCAACUAAUGAGACCCUGCCUAAAAAUUACGAAGUGAAGAGAGCUGGCUCUCUAGGAGAGUCUGGAGGACAGAGACCAUUCUAGACUCAAGAAACAUAGUCUCCAUCACUCCCAGUAACGAUGCUGCUUUCGUGUGGAAUGCCUAUGCCACCGGUGUGGUGUGAAUGCCCAGUGUGCCGUGACUGACACUUGUGUGUGGAUGUGCAUGAAGCUCUUGUUCUGGACUUGUGUGUGCAAAGGGAAAAAUUAGUAUUCUGCUCUACUGUUGAUAAUAUGAAAUUAUGGAUGUUACCUUUAUCAUGAUUGCUGUGCAACUUUUUCUGUCACUGCUUUUGUAUGGCUGAUAAAAUGUGUGUAGUGAAUACAUAUUCAAGGAAAUCUCAGAGACAAUGAUAGUCAGAUAGGCUAGCAUCACUGGUAUUACAAGAGGGGCUUUUUGUAAACCUUUUCAUGUCAAAGGUCAAUUUAUAAAAGUGCUGCAGCUGCACACAGAGAUUGUGUACCACAGAUCUGUCCCAUUUGGGUAGGACAUGGAUUUGAUAAAGUUUUUGCUAUGUCAUUUACUACAUUUUGGGAUUAAUAAGUAAUCUAUAUUCAUAUUUUUCUGUAAACCUACAUUUUUUGUACAAAGUGUUCUACAAGUUACGAAGCUACAGGAAGAAAAUGCCAAAGAUAUCUCCAAUUAUGUUGAGCAUAACCAGCAUUGUUUCAACUGAUUGCAAGGAGAAAGGUGUUUCAGUAAACAAUGGAAUAGAAACCGUAUUAUUUAAGGGAAUAUUUCUCAAUAAAGUGGAUAUUGUUCCUCUCUUUGAAAAUUUGUGAU